Molecule: messenger RNA, 2460 nt
Organism: Knipowitschia caucasica
Lineage: Eukaryota; Metazoa; Chordata; Actinopteri; Gobiiformes; Gobiidae
Source: the annotation of a GenBank genome assembly
AUGGAGGAAUCCGCAGAGGAAAGAGACAGAACGAGCAGCUCGGAGGAGACCAGCAAAAAAACACCCUUCUUCUGCACUCUUAAAUUGUUCAUCAUGGCACUGUCCUUUGCCUUCUUCUCCAAAGCUAUGACUGGAUCUUACAUGAAGAGCUCUAUCACUCAGAUUGAGAGGCGCUUUGACCUCUCCAGUUCCCACGUCGGACUCAUUGAUGGCGGCUUUGAAAUGGGCAACUUGCUGUUCCUUGCUGUGGUCAGCCAUUUUGGGGCCAAGCUGCACCGGCCAAGACUCAUUGCUGCUGGAUGUACUCUGAUGGCCAUGGGGGCGCUGCUCACUGGACUCACACACUUCUUCAUGGGACGAUACGAGUACAGAUCUAUGGUUCAGGUUUUGCAGAACAACAGUGUGAGCCUGGCGGCCUGUGUGGAUCCUCUGACGGAGCCAGAGCUGCCCACUGAGGCAACACUGGAAGAUGACCAUGCCGCCUGCGUGAGGGACUCUGGCUCCUCCAUGUGGGUGUACGUGUUCUUGGGGAAUGCCUUACGUGGGAUCGGGGAGUCUCCAGUCACUCCUCUGGGCAUCUCCUACAUCGACGACUUCGCUAAAGCGGAUAACUCACCUUUCUACAUCGCUUGUCUGCAGACCAUAACUAUCCUUGGACCCAUGUUUGGUUUCCUGUUGGGAUCAUUUUGUGCUAAACUCUAUGUCGACAUUGGAUUCGUGGAUGUUGACAGUGUGUCGAUCGGCCCCAAAGACUCUCGCUGGGUGGGGGCAUGGUGGCUGGGCUUCUUGAUCUCCUCUGCACUCAUGCUCACCUCCAGCCUGCCCUUCUGGUUCCUGCCACGUUCGCUGACAAAACAAGAAGAUAAGGCCAAACCCCCAGCAGUGGCUGAAACGGAACAAAAGCAAGAUAUGAAACUCAAAGAUAUCGCUAAAGCCUUUCUUCCCUCUCUGAAGCAUCUGCUGGGAACGCCAGCCUACUUCCUGCUCCUGUGUGGAUCUAUCCUGAGGGCCAACUCUUUGAUUGGACUAAUCACUUUUAAGGCUAAAUACAUGGAGCAGCAGUUUGGACAGUCUGCAUCUCGCGCUAACUUCCUCAUUGGGGUCCUGAACUUGCCCGCUGUGGCUCUGGGUAUCUUCUUGGGAGGUCUGCUGAUGAAGAGGUACAAGCUGAGCGUGGUGUCUGGAGCACAGUUCUCCUUUGCCUCCUCCUUCUUGGCCUACCUCCUGCUCCUGCUGCAGUUUGGCACAAAGUGUGACAACCUCCCUGUGGCCGGCCUCACUGUGGCUUACAAUGGUACCCAAGGUGUCCAGCAGGGUAGCUCUCUGCUCUCAGAAUGUAACAGCGAGUGCAUGUGCUCCACUGAGGAGUGGGACCCUGUUUGUUCAGACAGUGGCAUCACGUACAUCUCCCCCUGUUUGGCCGGCUGCAUCAGCUCCUCUGGAUACGGCAAGAAAACUGUUUUUAACAACUGCAGCUGUGUGGACAUGUCGUACCCGGCGGGCAGCAGCAGCUCUGUGAAGCUGGGUCAGUGUCCACAUGCCAAAGACUGCACGAGAAGCUUCAAGUCCUACAUGGCCGUGUCCGUACUCAGCUCCUUCAUCGGUUCUCUGGGGGCCACUCCGGGAUACAUGGUCAUCAUCAGAUGCAUUGGUCCUGAGCUCAAAUCUUUAGCCCUUGGUGUCGAAGCACUGGUUGCCAGGGCUCUAGGUGGGAUUCCUGCCCCUAUAUAUUUUGGAGCCUGGAUUGACUCGACUUGUUUGAAGUGGGCCGUCAAGAAAUGUGGUGGAAGAGGAGCGUGUCGCAUUUAUGACUCUGAUAUGUACAGAAUCAUCUUCGUGGGUUUGAUGACUGGACUAAGUGGAUGUUCGUAUAUCUUCAUCAUUGCAGUCAUCAUCCUCCUCCGACGACAGUACAAAAAACCACCAGCCGACCAAAAGCAACAGGACGGAUGCAAAGGAGUGGAGCUCCAGACGCCUUCCAUCUCUGCUCUGGUCCACUCAGGUAUAACUGCGAGAGAGCGAGCCAUCGGACAAACUGAUUCAGACAGGACAGAGAGACGGACAAAAAAAGCAUUGUCCAGCAUGUAUCCUGUGAGAGUCACUGCUCUGGUCCUCCCUCUGGUGGUUCUGCUGCACGGUGUCUCAGCCGCUCCAAGUCACCGGCACUUGAGUCCAGGAUCCGCAGAGCAGGACAUGGGUCUGAGCUGGUCUGUGUCAGAGCUGCUCUCAAACCCAUUUUGGGGUCUUUUGGGUUCACGGCUGGAGAGGGAUCUGCCACCAAACAGCCACGUCCUUCAGAAGAGGAAAUGUAACACUGCUACUUGUGUGACCCAGCGCCUGGCAGACUUCCUGGUCCGCUCCAGCAACACCAUCGGGACGGUCUACGCCCCGACCAACGUGGGCUCUGGGACGUACGGCAGGAGGAGCGCCCGGUCGCCUGCCCUUCUCCUGCCCCUGUAG